AUGUCAAAAAAUCAUCUCAAGCUCAAGGCACUGCUCAUCGAUCUCAAUGGAACCUUACACCUUGGCUCGGAACCUACCAAAGGUGCUGUACAAGCUAUCGAGAAGCUAAGGAAAGCGAGAAUACCAUUCAUCUUCUGUUCAAACUCGACCAAAGAAUCUUCCUCUCAGUUGCUGUCUAAAUUAGGGGAAAUGGGCUUCAGAGCUUCCCAGGAAGAGUUGAUGACUAGUUUGAGUGCUUGUAGACAGCUAGUAGAAGAGAAGGGAUUUCGACGACCAUACCUGAUAAUGUCCGAAUCAGCCAAAUCCGAAUUCCCCUCCUCCUCCUCCUCCUCCUCCUCCUCCUCCUCCUCCUCCUCCUCAAAGGACCAAGGGAUGUACGACUCAGUCAUCUUAGGUCUGGAUCCACCUUCAUUAUCAUACGACAACCUCAACAAGGCAUUCCGCAUACUCAAAUCAGAACCCGUCUCUCAAUCACAAUCGAGCUCAUCUGACAAGAACGAGAAGAACGGUGAUGAUAGAAAAGCAGUAUUGAUAGCACCACAUAAAGCUUCUUUCCAACAAUCUCCAUCCACAUCCAGCCUACCAGCGGGUCUAUCAUUGGGUAUAGGUCCAUUCGUUCAUUUACUUGAACAUGCCACUGGAGAAAGGGCAUUGAUAGUUGGUAAACCUACUAAAUCAUUUUUCGAACUCGCCAUUCAACGAUUACAGCAUAAUCAUGGUAUCAAAAUUGGAGAAGGUGAGAUAGGUGUGAUAGGGGAUGAUAUACAGAAUGAUCUGGGAGAAGGAGCGAGGGAGUUGGGGUUGAAGAGGAUUUUAGUGCGUACUGGGAAAUAUCGACCUGAGAGUGAACAGACGGAUCAUCGACCUGAUAAGGUGUAUGAAGACUUUGCGGAGUUCGUGGAUGAUCUGAUAUAA
Kwoniella mangroviensis CBS 8507 is the source of this 915-nucleotide messenger RNA. RefSeq lists its product as uncharacterized. Lineage: Eukaryota; Fungi; Basidiomycota; Tremellomycetes; Tremellales; Cryptococcaceae. Bases 1 to 915 code for a protein of 304 amino acids. Gene Ontology annotation, molecular function: phosphatase activity. The record is from RefSeq and is a predicted model, not a curated record. The transcript is spliced from 5 exons.